UAGCUUUGAAAAGAAGUGCCUUGCUGAAACCUUAAACUCCGGCAGAGAGUGCUGAAGUCUUUUAUCAGUGUGUUUUUUUUUCAGUACCGAAACUGACCAGAGAACAGCAAACCUAAAAGUUUCCUCCAAGUCAUUUCCCACCGUUCCCAGCUAGGCGCUCAGUUUAUUGUUUUGUCCGGGCUGAAGAGGAGUGGGUCACGGAAGGUGUACGCUCAAGUCGUGUAUGUGUCGCUUCGGCAGGGGUCUCUUCCCUGAUGCGUCACGUUCAUUGCUAGGAGAGGGGCUGAGUGCGGGUGGCGAGCGGGCGGCACGGGUGUAGCGCGAGCAGCAGCAGCUGUGCGGUUCAUGGCUGUGCACUGCGGCAGAAGAGCGGCCAGCUGAGAGCCAUGGAUGUAGUGGACGAGACAGAGGCACUGCAGAGGUUCUUCGAAGGACAUGAUAUUAACGGGGCUCUGGAGCCCAGCAACAUUGAUACCAGCAUUCUUGAAGAAUAUAUAGACAAAGACGAUUCCUCAGAAAUCUGUUUUCCAGAACUUCCAUCUUCGGCCAGCUACACAAACUCUCAGCCGUCCAGCUCCACGUCAGUAAACCCUUCUUUUGUCACUGCUAUUGGGGCUCAAGGCCAUGUGAACAUCCCUUCAUCUGGUAGUAUUCAUCACCUAUCUCAAGUGAGCAGUCCACUCCAAAUCCGCCACAUUCCUAAUCCUUGCAGCCAGAGCUACCACACUCACCUGAACUGUAGCAGCAACAGUGGAAUAGUAACAAAAGGCUAUCCUAGUGGGCACUGUGUGAAUGGAACCCCUGCUGUCAAGUCAGAACCAAAAGCUUUGUAUGCACCCAGCACUUUACCUGACUCUCCUCCAGACUCUGGAUCUGAACCUUACUCCCCCCCUCAGGUGAAUGAUCCCCAUCUUCGUACAAUGACACCAGAAAAUAUAUGCCACAUGACGCCCUCCUGUAGACUGGAGCACCCCCCUCCUUCUCACUUUCAGCCUCCUUCAGAACAACUUCCUCACCAACAGCACACCCCUCACUAUUCUAACUUGCAGCAGGACUUGUACAUGAAGUCAGAACCAAUAACGCCUCACUACUCAAUUGGACAAGGGAUGAGCACCAGUGAUUUCCACCACGCACAGCAACCACAGAUGCUUCAUCACUUGCUACAGCAGCAUCAGCAGCAACAGCAGCAGCAGCAGCAGCAGCAGCAGCAGCAGCAGCAUGGAGCAGAUUCUUUGCGGUAA
Protopterus annectens (West African lungfish) is the source of this 1241-nucleotide messenger RNA. RefSeq names its product myelin regulatory factor-like. NCBI's taxonomy places the organism in Eukaryota, Metazoa, Chordata, Ceratodontiformes, Protopteridae. The coding region runs from base 387 to 1241 and encodes 284 amino acids. The record is from RefSeq and is a predicted model, not a curated record. The transcript is spliced from 6 exons.